GUGGUGUGCUUUCUUUGAUUCUAGCCACUCCUUAAAACACUUCAUCUACACAUGCAAUUGGAUCAACCCAUUCACAAAACCGUCAAGAGGAGAAAAAAAAAAGAAAAGGAAAAAGAAAUACCUUAUUUAUUUAAUGCAUGGAUACCUAAUAAUUCAUUUAUUUAAUAAUUUAUUUUAUUUCUCAAAAAAAAAUUUUGUUCAUGAAUUAUAUAUAUUUAUUGCUAACAUUUCCCUGAAAAACAAAUGCCUGAAAUUGAAAAAUUGAGAUAGGGUCCAGCUCCAACCCCGCCAUAAGCACGUCCAAAUCUUUGGGACCGUCGGGUUGUCAUUUCUGAGCUGUUUCCUCGAAAUGCAAUCAAAGCUUCCCUUCUUACUUUUAAACUAGUUGAAGUCGUCUUCUCAAAUUAUUGCUUUCUCGCUUUGCUCUGUUAAGAAAAGACUGAAGGGGGAAAAUUAUCGGUUAUUGCUCAUAGCCAAAAGUUUACCUGUUGUUUGCUCUCUCAAUGGAGUUUGUUAUUGCUAUCGUUAGCUCUAUUGUCGCUAAAGCUGUAGAGCUUACGAUCUCUCCUAUAAAAAACCACGUCAAAUACCUUUCCAAUCAUCAGCAAUAUGUUGAGACCCUCAAGAACCGAGCUGAGAGGCUGAAAGAUGCAAGGGACGGACUGCAGCAUUCUGUUGAUGCAGCUAAACGAAACGGUGAAGAGAUCGAAGGUGAUGUUGGCAAAUGGCUGUCUGCAGUCGACAAAAAGAUCCCUGAACUAGCAGAGAAAGUGAUGCAAGAUGAAGAAAAAGCAAAGAAAAAGUGUUUCAUUGGUUUGUGUCCUAAUUUUUGGACUCGUUACAAGCUUAGCCUGAAAGCUGAAGAGGACGCAAAGGCUGUUGCCGAGCUACUUGAACAUGGCAAGUUUGGAAGGGUUUCAAAUCGUGCAGCUCCGCAAGGUAACGUGGUUCCACCAGUUAAAGGUUACCAGGAAUUCGAGUCAAGAACGUCGAUUUUGAUUGGAAUAAUGGAGGCACUAAAAGAUGAUAGCGUCAGCGUUAUUGGGGUGCAUGGUAUGGGUGGGAUUGGGAAAACAACGCUGGUCAAAGAAAUCGCUGGAAAGGUCGAGGGCAAGAUGUUUGAUUCGGUUGUCAUAGCAACCGUAACUCAAGCCAUGGAUAUUGAGAAGAUUCAGAACCAAAUUGCAGACUUCUUGGGCUUGAAAUUUGAGGAACAGAGUAUGGUUGGAAAGGCAUUUCGACUACGAGAAAGAAUGAAGGAGAAGAGGAUUUUGGUUGUGUUGGAUGAUAUUUGGGAAAAGUUAGAUAUUGAGGAAGUUGGGAUUCCUUUGGGAGAUGAACACAAGGGAUGCAAGUUGCUGUUAACUUCUAGAGAGCUCAAUGUUUUAUCAAAUGGGAUGGAUGCUCAGAAAACUUUUCCCAUUGGGUUUUUAAAUGAAAAGGAAGCCUGGGGCCUGUUCAAGAAGAAGGCUGGUGAUUGUGUUGAAAGUUGCGAUUUGAAGCCUACAGCUAUGGAGGUAGCCAAAAAAUGUGCAGGACUGCCGAUAGCCAUUGAGACAGUUGCAGGGGCUUUGAGAAACAAAAGGUUGUUUGAAUGGAAGAAUGCUUUACGAGAACUAGAGAGGCCUUCGUCAAGCAAAUUCACGGGGAUAGCUGCGGUACAUUCGGCUAUAGAGUGGAGUUUUAAUUAUUUAGAAAGCGAGGAAGUUAAGCUGACGUUCUUGCUUUGCAGUGUAAUAGGCCAUAAUGGUUUCGUUGAGGACUUGGUAAGAUAUACUCUAGGUUUGGGUUUAUUUGAUGGUGUCUACACUAUGGAAGAAGCUAGAAAUAAAGUAUUGACGGUUGUGGCUAAUCUCAAAGCGUCUGCCUUGUUGCUUGAUAGUUAUAAUGAUAAGCGCUUUGAUAUCCAUGAUGUUGUUUGGGAUGCUGCUUUAGCUAUUGCAUCGAAGGCCUACCGUAUGCUUGUUUUGAGAGAUCAUGAUUCAAAGGAGUGGUCCGGUAAGUUGAAAAUGAAGAGCUGGAGUGUGAUCAGCUUACGUUGUCCUCAGAUUAUAGCUAACCUUCCUAAGGAGAUGGAGUGUUCAGGACUUUCCUUUUUCCAUAUGGCCUAUGAUGGCGCGGUUAAAAUUUCUCCCAAUUUCUUCAAACAAACCGAAGGCCUCAAAGUCUUAGAUUUGGUCGGAAUGCAGUUUCCAUCCCUGCCUGAAUCAAUCACUCACCUCACAGACCUUCGCAUGUUGUGUCUAAAACGAUGUGCAGUUGAUAACAUAACUAUGCUUGGAGAGCUCAAGAAUUUAGAAAUCCUUGACCUUGCUAAGUCAGGUAUCAAAGAACUACCUAAGGAGAUGGCACAAUUGACUCAAUUAAGGUUGUUAGAUUUGAGUUGGUGUAGAGAACUCAAAAUCAUCCCACCGAAUGUGUUAUCAGGUUUGUCUAAAUUAAAAGAAUUAUAUAUGGGUGAAAGCUUUGUUGAAUGGGAAAAGGGAGGAGUAGUUGAAAAUAAGAGGAAAAAUGCAAGCCUUGAUGAAUUAAACAAUUUGCCUUGUCUAACUACUUUAUAUGUUCGUAUUCUUGAUGUCCAAAUGAUACCAAAGCACCGGUUUGUUGAGAAAUUAGACAGAUUCAUGAUUUUCGUAGGUAAUUAUGGAAAUUAUAAUUGUUGCUAUAAUUAUGAAUCUCUGAAAGCAUUGAAGCUCAUGUUUUAUACAAACAUUGAUUUGGACAAUGGGAUGAAAAUGUUGUUGAUAAAGACACAAGAUUUGUGCCUAGAGAGACUUGAAGAGGUCAAGAAUGUACUUGUGGAGUUAAAUAAUGGGAAAGAUCUUCCGCAUUUAAAGAGACUUCAUGUCAAAAAUGGUAUGCAUGUCCAAUAUAUUAAAACGAACAAAAUUGGAUUUUCUGAAUUAUGCUUCAUCACACUUGAAAAUUUACCGCAACUCGUUAGCUUUUGCUCUCCAGACGAAAGGUGUUCCACUAAGCCCUUGCUACUUUUCAAUAAACAGACAUGUCAUUGGAUUACGAAUUUGAGGAGCUUGAUCAUCAAAGGAUGCGGUAAGUUGGAGCAUCUGUUAUCACCCUCUCUCGCUGGAAGUCUGGUGCAGCUCCAAUGCUUUAAGAUAGAGGAUUGCGAUGCGUUAAGGGACAUAAUACUUGCGGAGGAAAUUGAAGAAGAAAGGAAAGAUGUGAUUUGUUUCCAUCAAUUAAACUCCCUGUAUAUAGAAGGUCUUUCAAACCUCAUCUUCUUCAGCUCAGGAAACCAGAAUAUCGAGUUCCCAUUGUUGAAACAGCUAACAAUUCAGCGUUGCCCCAAGUUAAUAGGAUUCGUUAGUCAGAGUAGUAAUCAGUCCGGCAUGCACGCUCUCUUCAGUGAGAAGGUUGCAGUUCCUAGCUUGGAAGACAUGAAUAUCUCUGGGUUGAGUAAUUUGAAGAUGAUAUUUUAUAAUGACCUAGCACCAGGUUCCUUUCAAAAUCUACGAAAAAUAAGUCUGCGGUGGUGUGGGAGCCUGAAAAAUCUAUUUCCAGUUUCAAUAGCCAAAGAUCUUCCACAACUUGAAGAAAUACGCAUCAUAGAUUGUGGAGUGGAAGAUAUUGUAUCGAAAGGGGAAGGAGUGGACAUAAUACUUGCAGAGGAAAUUGAAGAAGAAACGAAAGAUGUGAUUUGUUUCCAUCGAUUAAACUCCCUGUAUAUAGAAGGUCUUUCAAACCUCAUCUUCUUCAGCUCAGGAAACCAGAAUAUCGAGUUCCCAUUGUUGAAACAGCUAACGAUUAAGCGUUGCCCCAAGUUAAUAGGAUUCAUUAGUCAGAGUAGUAAUCAGUCCGGCAUGCACGCUCUCUUCAGUGAGAAGGUUGCAGUUCCUAGCUUGGAAGACAUGAAUAUCUCUGAGUUGAAUUUGAAGAUGAUAUUUUAUAAUGACCUAGCACCAGGUUCCUUUCAAAAUCUACGAAAAAUAAGUCUGUGCUGGUGUUGGAGCCUGAAAAAUCUAUUUCCAGUUUCAAUAGCCAAAGAUCUUCCACAGCUUGAAGAAAUAUGCAUCAGAGGUUGUGGAGUAGAAGAUAUUGUAUUGAAAGGGGAAGGAGUGGUGGAGCAGCCUGUGAGGUUUGAGUUUCCGCAAGUGUCUUACCUUGAGGUUAAACGGGUAGAAAAGCUCAAAUGUUUCUAUGAAGGGCAACAUACAAUAGUCUGGCCGAUGUUGAAAAAAUUGAAAACAGAAGGUUCUGUUUUGCUAAAGAUGGUGGCUUCGGAACAUCUCCGAUUAGUCCAAGGAAAUGAGCAGCCAGUUUUGUUGGUUGAAGAGGUCUUUCCCAAAUUAGAGGAACUUGAGUUACAAAAUUUUGGUGAUAUGGACCAAUUUCCACCAGACUUGUUUCAACAUAUUAAAGUUCUUGCAGUGUGUUUUGGCUCUGGAUUUUCUUUAUUUCCUUUCGUCCGAAGAUUCUACAAUCUGGAAGGACUUGAGUUUUCUAAUUUUGAUUUCAAACAUAUAGUCCAUUUUAAAGGAGACGCCGGGACUCUCCCACCAAUUAGAAAUCUGAAAUUGUUUAGUGCCAGAAAUCUUAUUUGGAGGAAAGAUUCGGAUCUUCACCAUAUUCUUUCUAAUCUUCAAACACUCACAGUUCAGAAUUGUGAUGAUUGGAUAAAUAUUAGAGUCUUCUCCUCAUCUUUACAAAAUCUCACAAUUUUGGAUGUGUCACGUUGUGAAAUGAUGACAAACUUAGUUACAACCUCAGUACUUAAGAAUCUUGUGCAAUUAACGACAAUAAAGGUAAACAAGUGCACUAAAAUGACAGAAAUAGUGGGAAACGAGGGAGACUGUCAUCAGACAAUAGUUGUUAGUAAAUUGAAAUGUUUACAACUAUGGAAUUUGGAGAGCCUCACAAGCUUUUGCCCAGGGUAUUACAACUUCGAGUUUCCUUGUUUGGAAGAAUUAGUUAUGGAAUAUUGUCCUAGGUUAAAGAUCUUUUCUGACGGAGUUUUAAGCACUCCACAAUUACAGAGAAUAAAACACCUUGGGAAAUGGAGUUGGACAAGUGACCUUAAUACCACCAUACAACAGCUCUACACAAAAAAGGGUGGAUGCCAUAACCGAUAUGGUAAUUUCAACAUCUCUGACACAUUUCCGGAGUCGAUAGAAAUAUGGACUAGGAACCCUCAAGAAAUGUUGGGCUUCAAAAACUUUACCAACAUGCAGUUUUAUAAAUGUAGAAGCUUGAAGUACAUAUUUACUCCGUCUAUACUUUUUAGCCUCAAUCUACUACAAAGGAUAGAAGUGAAAGAAUGCAGUUCAAUGGAACAAGUAGUUAGGGAGGAGGAGGAAGCAAUGACACAUAAAUUUACAUUUCUUUCGCUACUCUACGUAACAAUUGAGUUGUGUUCCAACUUGACAAAUUUCCAUUUGGGAAGUCAAGCUCUUGAAUUUCCAUGUUUGAGUGACAUCACAAUAAAAGAGUGUCCAAAAAUGACUGCAUUUUCUUCCUCAGUUUCAAAAGAGAGUGGUGAUGCAAGUGAAAACGUGGUUGAUGAAGGAAGCACCAAUGAUAACAAUGCAGCUUUUUUCAGCAAUAAGGUUGUCAUUCCUAGUUUGAAGCAUCUGGAUUUGUCCUCCAUUAACAUUCAUAAGAUAUGGCACCACUCAUCCUCCCCAUCUAUCGAAUACCUAAGGUCCUUGCACGUGACGAGUUGUCACAAUUUGAAAUACCUGCUCCCGUCUUUCUUAGUAAAAGACCUUGUGCAACUCAAAUUCCUUAGAAUUGUGGACUGUAAUAUGAUGGAACAAGUAAUAUUCAAGGAUGGAUUGGAUGAGGAACAUCAAGGGAGGAAUCAGAUGUUUUUCUCACAAGUUUGUGCUUUGAAAAUUACUUUGAAUUCCAAUUUUUGACAGAUUUAGAACUAACAAAUUGUCCAUUGCUAAAAACAUUCAUCACUAAAUGUGUAUCCGAAGAUGAACCUGAAAUUGGCCAACAUUUACAAGCAAGUAACUUGGAGGUUCAUAACUCAUCUCUCCUCAAUGAGAAGGUUGUUUUCCCUAGUUUGGAGAAGUUGCGGAUUCAGAAUUGUGAUUCGUUAGAACAAAUUAUUGAGCUGCAAGGACUCAUUGCUGAUGAGUCACAGUCAACAUCAGCUGCUCAAUCUAUUAUGGCUGAAACAGAGACGACCAAGUUUGUAUUUCCCAAACUAACAAACCUCAAAUUGGAUAAGGUGCCGAGAUUGAAAAGUUUCUACUCUAGGAUGCAUACCACCCAGUGGCCUUCAUUGAAAAGGAUGGACAUUAUUGAAUGCCCCAAAGUACAUAUAUUUACUCCACAAUGUCGUGAGAGUCAGGUUGGAAUCUCAAACCAACAACCCUUGUUUUGCGUCAAUGAGGACACUUUCCCUGUAUUAGAAAAACUAACACUGAAGACGAAUGAUAUGGUGAAGGGGAUAUGUAAUGGACAGCUCUCAUUGCAGUGUUUCCAAAACCUUAAACUUCUUAACCUCCAAUUCUUUCCUGAGGCAUCCACUACUCUUCCAUAUUCAUUCAUUUGGUCACUACCAAUGCUUCAUAAGCUUGUUAUAGACAAUGCUUCCAUUUGUCAAAUAGUACAAUCUGAAGGACUCGGCGACGACGAAAGGCAUACAUCAGCGUUCUAUCAGCUAAAGGAAUUAAGUUUGUCUCAACUUCCAGAGUUGACGUUAAAGACUUUUGAACCAUCUUUGCUGUCUUUCAAAAAUCUAACAACACUGAAAAUUUCAAGAUGCCAUGGGUUCAUCAAUUUAAUCGCAUGCUCAACAGCUAAGUGCCUGACGCUACUGGAAAGAUUGAGAAUAAAUGAUUGUGAGAUGAUAGAAGAAAUCAUAGCUUGUGAGGUGAAGAAAUACAAGGCGACAUUGUAUUUCCCAAAUCAAGUAUUUGCAACUAAGUUGUCCGCCAUGUCUAGCAAGCUUUUCCUUGGCCUAUCACUCGUUGGAAUUCCAGUCUUGCUAAUUGUGGUGGUGACAAAGUGCCCCAAAUAAGGAAUUUCGCCAAGGAGAUUUAAGCACACCAAGGUGGAACAAAUGCACUUAACAAGAGAUGAGGAAGGUGAACUGCAGUGGGAAGGCGACCUUAACACUACCAUAAAACAUAUGUUCGAUGAAAUGGUACAAAUCAUUUAAAGGAUUUAAAUUCAUGUGUUUUACAUACAUACAUACAUAGUUAAUUGAACAAUUCUUGGUUUGUUAUGAUCAUGCAUGAAUGUGCAAAAUUCGAGUGAAGGAGGUUACCGAUCGGUUGCCCAAGCCGGAAUAAUGUUGAGCAUUGGUCCGCAAUGCAACAUGUGACCGAUAGCUCACCAAGUGACUUGCAUUAGAGCGAACCGAGAGCAAGCAGAACUUGGUCCAUUUUGAUUUAUUUUGUUCAAAUGUAACUUGUACUUAAAGUCAAUAGGAUUAGAACUUGAUUUGAAAUUGAUGUAGAAGGUGAUAUGCCAGCUUUCUUUUGUGUGUAAUUCAAGUUUGUAUUUGAUAUAUUAGUGGGAGUAGUUAUGUUAGUAGGUAACUUACUCAUUUUACUUUGUAUCCUAUAUAUAUUUUGAAUCAAUUACAAUGAAGUAAGUUCUUUUCUUCAAGA
Messenger RNA from Gossypium arboreum, 7586 nucleotides. RefSeq names its product probable disease resistance protein At4g27220. Gene Ontology annotation, molecular function: ADP binding. The transcript is spliced from 10 exons. The coding region runs from base 504 to 5876 and encodes 1790 amino acids. The record is from RefSeq and is a predicted model, not a curated record. Lineage: Eukaryota; Viridiplantae; Streptophyta; Magnoliopsida; Malvales; Malvaceae.